Grus americana (Whooping crane) is the source of this 1593-nucleotide messenger RNA. It is a transcript of the gene DUSP14, whose product is annotated as dual specificity phosphatase 14. Gene Ontology annotation, molecular function: MAP kinase tyrosine/serine/threonine phosphatase activity. The record is from RefSeq and is a predicted model, not a curated record. Lineage: Eukaryota; Metazoa; Chordata; Aves; Gruiformes; Gruidae. Gene Ontology annotation, biological process: protein dephosphorylation. The transcript has 3 exons. Gene Ontology annotation, cellular component: cytoplasm. Bases 389 to 985 code for a protein of 198 amino acids.
CCCCGCCGUAGCCUGGUAACCGCCGCUCGGCGGGCGGAGGGCGGCCCCGGCAGCGCCGCGGUCAGGUGGCAGCCCGAGAGACGGAGCCCGGCUGCCGCCCGAUAAAAGUCCUGCCCCGCCGCCGCCCGCCACGGCCGCGAGGGAGCGCGGAGCCGCCGCCGAGGAGCCAUGCUCAGCGUUGGACACGCUCUAUGAGACACCCGUGCUUCAGCAGCCCACAGCGCCCGUGAGCCGGUCGGUGAUCUGGAGCAGGACAGUUUGUUACCGAGCUGACUAAGCGGAGGAAACUCUUGUUGUCCUAGCACCACCAGGCCAGACAAUCCUUCCCUUGGCCGAAGAUCCCGUUGGGUCUCUUCCCAUAAUGGAAGCGUGAGUGCCAAGAUCCUCCAUGACCUCCAGAAGCCACAACUCCUUACCGAGAACUCUGAUGGCUCCACGAAUGCUUUCCGAAGGUGCCCUCGGGGGCAUCGCCCAGAUCACCCCCUCGCUGUACCUGAGCCGGGGCAGCGUUGCCUCUAACCGGCACCUGCUCCUCUCCCGGGGAAUCACCUGCAUAAUCAAUGCGACCAUCGAGAUCCCCAAUUUUAACUGGCCCCAGUUUGAAUACGUGAAAGUGCCUUUGGCUGACAUGCCCAACGCCCCCAUCUCCCUGUACUUCGACAGCGUCGCCGACAAGAUAAACAGCGUGGCGCGGAAGCACGGGGCCACCUUAGUCCAUUGUGCCGCCGGCGUGAGCAGGUCGGCCACCCUCUGCAUCGCCUACCUGAUGAAGUACCACAAGGUGUCCCUCUUCGAGGCAUACAACUGGGUCAAAUCGAGACGCCCUGUUAUACGCCCCAACGUGGGCUUCUGGAGGCAACUGAUAGACUACGAGAGGAAGCUCUUUGGGAAGACGACGGUUAAAAUGGUACAGACACCAUAUGGCAUCAUCCCAGACGUUUAUGAGAGAGAGAGGAGACCCCUGAUGCCUUACUGGGGAAUUUAAUGUGACUGCAGACAGGAAGCAUAACAGAAGGGACGCGCUGUUCUGAGUCGACCAGAUUGGAGACAUUCCCUUCUCCUUCUACAGCCAACUUUGGUUCUUUACCACUCAGCAGAACCUCAACUAAUUCUCACCUCACUAACCUGCAAGGCCAACGAUUCCCUUCAAAGCAUUUCUCUCUACAGGGAUUCCCCAACCCGCAUUUCUCUGAUUUAGCAGAAUGAGGUCUCCUUAUAAGUUUAUUCCUUUCAUAAAGCCUCCCUCCCUUUUUUAGUCAGUUUAUUAGUAUCCUACGAGGAAAGGCCUAAAAGGCAUUUGGCAGAGUUAAUGAACAAAGUGCGCUUUGUGAUGCGGUAGCCUGGAUAUUUCGUUAAUAGCUUGUUUGCUUCCUUGCAAAAUCCCGUAGUGGCUAGGGAGCGGCACUAGCACGGAACGAGCGAGGUCCCACUCUACGGCAGCGGGUUUUUCCGAGAGCCAGGAAGGCAGGCGUGCGGGGAGGGGUGCUAGUGCUGGUGUUUUCUUUAACAUCUGUAGUGACUCUCAGUAUAUAGUGUUUGAGAUCUUUAGUCAGCUCUUAAUCUGUAUUAAAAGUUUUUAAAAAAAAAAAAAAA